AUGAAUAGUUAUGGUGAUCCCUUUGGUUUUACCAAGCAAACAGCCUCUUUAUUGCGUGGUUUGGGUGCAUCUGAAUUAAUACCAGAAUGCAAAAAAAGAAACAUAUCAACUGAUGUAUUACAUGAGCUCAGUAUACAAGAACUAGUAAUGUUAGGCACUAAUCCUCAAAAAGCUCAAGAAUUACAAAAUACUUUAAAUCUAAAAAAGAGAAGAUCUGGUAUUGUAAUAGCAAAUGUUGAAGACAGGAAUCAGCACUUUCUUGAAAUAAUUGGACAUGGUGAGCAGCAUAUCUCUCUAAUACAAGCAUUUGUAACGUAUUGUCGAUUAAGACUUGUAAAAGAAAGAAUUAACACUUUUGUUGAUCCUGAUAAGGGUCUGAGCACUUCUAAAAUAUUACCUAUUGCUAUUAAUGCAACAUUAGCAGAAAUAGAUGAAGCAAGAAAAAGUCUUUCUGAACUAGAAAAAUUAAUUUUAAGGCUCUUCGCGAUCAUUGUAUUCGGAUGCAUAAGCAACAAGGGGUACGUGACAAAGGCAGACGGAAAAGAGGUGUGCCUCUACAACGAGGACCACAACGCUUGUAAUUAUGGGAUAGGAAUCGGAGUCCUUGCCUUUCUUGCAAGCAUCGGAUUUCUUGCUGGGGAAUAUCUCUUCGAACAGAUGUCCUCCGUUAAGACCAGGAAGCAUUUUGUCCUUCUUGAUUUAGGAUUUUCAGGCUUCUGGGCGUUUCUCUACUUCGUUGGAUUCUGUUAUUUAACCAACGCUUGGAAUAAAUCGACAGAGCCAGCGAACAAUAAUGUCCAAAGCGCUAUUGCUUUCUCCUUCUUCUCCAUUUUUACCUGGGCUGCUUGUGCCUGGUUCGCCUUCCAAAGAUUCAAGCAAGGAACCGAUGCUGCAUUCGCACCGAGUUACGAAGCAGAUCCUGUUGGUGGAGCAGGAUAUACAAGUUAUCCUGAUGCGACCGAUACCGGCUACCAAGAACCACCUUUUGGUCAACAGCAACAGCAACAGCAACAACAACAACAACAACAACAACAGCAGCAACGGAUGCCCGAUUUCCGAGCCCCGGCUUACUAAUCCUCUCAGAAAUAAUGUAAUACUAGCGAUGCAACGCAAAAAAAAAAAAACAAUAGGAAGAAGAAGACAGAAGCUCUACGAGGAAAUCUUCAGUCAUUGAGCAAUGUCGAUAGAGUAAGUUUUCAUAGUAAGAUAACUAGUGAAUGAAAGAGAGAGGAGAGAUUGGCAAAUGGGGGAGACAAAGAAAUAGGGAUGUAGGAGAACAGGAAGAGAAAGAAGGAGAACAAGAAAGAGAAUGUGCGCGCGUGCGUGUGUGUGCCUGUGUAUGUGUACGUGUACGAAUACAAGAAAAUAGAAGGAAUGCGUGGAUGUGCACGCGCAAAACAACAAAACGUUACUUGUUAAUACUGUGCUUCUUAUUGUUGACCACUUAUAAGUCUUACACCUAAAAAUCAGUGGCGUGAGCGACAAAGAAAAGAAAAAAAUGAAAAAAUGGGUUAUUGCCCUUGGAUAAACAUUUGAGAUCGGAGAAGAAAGAGUGCAAGAGAGCGGAAGAGAGAGAUUGAGAGCGAGAUUGAGAGAGAGAGAGA
Messenger RNA from Habropoda laboriosa, 1604 nucleotides. It is a transcript of the gene Syngr, whose product is annotated as synaptogyrin-2. The record is from RefSeq and is a predicted model, not a curated record. Gene Ontology annotation, cellular component: neuromuscular junction; synaptic vesicle membrane. The coding region runs from base 1 to 1074 and encodes 357 amino acids. NCBI's taxonomy places the organism in Eukaryota, Metazoa, Arthropoda, Insecta, Hymenoptera, Apidae. The transcript has 7 exons.